Microtus ochrogaster (prairie vole) is the source of this 1458-nucleotide messenger RNA. It is a transcript of the gene Prdx3, whose product is annotated as peroxiredoxin 3. Gene Ontology annotation, molecular function: thioredoxin peroxidase activity. NCBI's taxonomy places the organism in Eukaryota, Metazoa, Chordata, Mammalia, Rodentia, Cricetidae. Gene Ontology annotation, biological process: cellular response to stress; hydrogen peroxide catabolic process; cell redox homeostasis. The record is from RefSeq and is a predicted model, not a curated record. Gene Ontology annotation, cellular component: cytosol; mitochondrion.
AAACCACGCCCUACGUAGGAGACACAGCACCCAGCGUGGACCCGCUGCUCGCAGGCUCCUCUGUCUGCUUUGCCUCCCGCGUGCACUGAAGAUGGCGGCCGCUGCGGGAAGGUUCCUCAGGUCCUCGGUUGCUCAGCAUGUGGGUACCAUUUCCCGGGGUGUUUGUGCUUCGUCACUUCUUAGGCCUAUUGCUUCUAGAAGACCCUGCUUGACAGACAAUCUGUGGUCUGCCUCUGCCCAACCAAAGUUUGCCUUUAGCACCAGUUCCUCCUUCCGCACCCCUGCUGUCACACAGCAUGCUCCCUAUUUUAAGGGUACGGCUGUUGUCAAUGGAGAGUUCAAAGAGCUGAGUCUUGACGACUUUAAGGGGAAAUACUUGGUGCUUUUCUUCUACCCUUUGGAUUUCACUUUUGUGUGUCCUACAGAAAUUGUUGCUUUCAGUGACAAAGCCAAUGAAUUUCAUGAUGUAAACUGUGAAGUGGUUGCGGUUUCAGUGGACUCCCACUUCAGUCAUCUUGCCUGGAUCAAUACACCAAGGAAGAGUGGUGGUUUGGGCCACAUGAACAUCACGCUAUUGUCGGAUUUAACCAAGCAAAUAGCCCGAGACUACGGAGUGCUGUUGGAAGGUGCUGGCGUUGCACUCAGAGGCCUCUUCAUUAUUGACCCUAAUGGUGUCAUCAAACACUUGAGUGUCAACGACCUCCCAGUGGGCCGCAGUGUGGAAGAAACGCUCCGUCUGGUGAAGGCAUUCCAGUUUGUGGAGACCCAUGGAGAAGUCUGCCCUGCCAACUGGACACCAGAGUCCCCUACGAUCAAGCCAAGCCCAACAGCUUCCAAAGAGUACUUUGAGAAGGUCCAUCAGUAGAUCAUCCCAUGUCUGGUGUCUCAUGCCAGAAAAGAGCCACGGCUGGAAUCCCUUCAACCAUUUGAAGAUUAUUUAUAGAUGGCAAAACCUCAUAAUGCUUGUGUUUAUGAGUACUGCUCCAUGAGCUUUGUUUUGUAAGAUAGGCUCAGGCUCUCUAAAGAUGGCUAGCUGCUUCCAUACCUGUCCUUACUAGGGACUUCUUGAUGGCUAACCAGUUCCCACAGAAUGCUUGGUCCCCCAUUUCUUUCUUUUUAUUUAGUACCCCAUUUUUUAGAUCAUGUCUUCAGAAGGCAAGCAUUCUUCUCCUUAGCCUGCUCUGAACCUUAGCAGUAGCACAUAGCACCGGCACUUAAAAAUUCUGAUCAAAGUCUUGAAAUUUCCUCCUGAAUUUCUGUGUAUUAAACCGAAUUUUCCAUUAAUAUUCUUACUGUAUUCAUUAACUUAUAAUGUCCUUAGGUAUAGAGAUAUAAUCAUGAAGGACUAUGUCUAAUCUGGUGGUUGCAUUUUUAAAACACCAUAAUCAUUUUCUUCAAGUGCUGGAUGUAAAGUAUAGUUUAAAAAUGAACAUUAAACUAUUUGCAUUUUUGACAUCA